Molecule: messenger RNA, 759 nt
Organism: Adineta steineri
Lineage: Eukaryota; Metazoa; Rotifera; Eurotatoria; Adinetida; Adinetidae
Source: the annotation of a GenBank genome assembly
AUGAAAUUAUUGAAUAAUCAGAAAGAAUUUACAAAAGCACUCGAAUUAUUUGAUAAAUACAAGAAAAAUAAUACUCAGUCAUUAUCCACUUUGACAAUAACACAAGCUUUGAAAGCAUGUGCUCAAACUGGUGAUCUACAACGUGGUUCAACUAUUCAUCAAUUUCUUUCAUCUCGUUUCGAAAAAAACUCUGCAAUAUUAACAUCAUUAAUUCAUUUCUAUAGUUAUAUCAAAAAUAAUAUGCCGAACAAAGCGAUCGAUCUUUUCAAUCAAAUUCAAAAUCCUGAUAAAGUUAUUCUAAUUCUCUUUUUUAAUGCUUGCGCUCAAUUGGAAACACAUGAAGCAUUAAAUCUAAUAAAAAAUGUCUCAUCAAAACUUCAAAAACCUUCGUAUUCAGAUUUAAAUCUUUUAACUUCUCUCAUUGACGCACUAAUGAAGUGUGGUGAUGUAAUACAUGCUCAAUCUUUGUUUGAUAACUCAACAAAGAAAACAUUAUUCAUGUAUGGUGCAAUGAUGAAAGGUUAUAUCAAAAAUAAUAUGCCAAAUAAAGCGAUCGAUCUUUUCAAUGAGAUUAAAAAUCCUGAUGAAGUUAUUAUUAGUCUUUUGUUUGAUGCUUGUGCUGAAUUAAAAACGUCUAAAGCAUUACAUUUAGUGAAAAAUGUCUUAUCAAAACUUCCUAAAUCUUCUUAUUCAAAUCUUUAUCUUUUGACUUCUUUAAUUGAUGCACUAAUGAAGUGUGGUGAUGUAAAAUAUGCUUAA